AAGUCUGGAGUUCGCAAGGUCUCGCGGAAGCUCCCCCUCUCGCGUCCGAGAAGCCCCGCCUUCUCCUAUCUGGUCAACGCGGGUUGGCUGAACCUGAAGAAUCUCCUGGGUGACGGGGUAACGCAAGAGAAGGUAUGCUUCUGCGCAGUGGCUCGCUUGGGAGGCGGCAGGAGCCUAGCGAUGAAGAAAGUUUUUACUCUCUUAGAAAGAUCUUGGCUUGGUACUCCACUACAAUUCACCUGGCAAAAGACAUUAGGAAACUACCUAGCUGUAACAGGAGCUGAUCAUACUAUAAAAAUCUUUGAUCGUCAUGGUCAAAAAAGAAGUGAAAUUAAUUUGCCUGGUAACUGUGUUGCUAUGGAUUGGGAUAAAGAGGGAGAUACCCUAGCAGUGGUUUCUGAGAAAUCUAGUUCCAUCUAUUUAUGGGAUGCCAAUACAAAUAAAAUCAGCCAGUUGGACAGUGGCAUGAGGGAUCAAAUGUCUUUUCUUCUCUGGUCAAAAUAUGGAGCAUUCUUAGCUGCUGGAACCGUUAAGGGAAAUUUGCUUAUAUAUAAUCGUCAGACUUCUAGAAAGAUCCCUGUCCUUGGUAAACACACUAAACGGAUCACAUGUGGCUGUUGGAGUUCAGAAAAUCUACUGGCAUUGGGAAGUGAAGAUAAGAUGAUAACAGUUAGUAAUCAGGAAGGUGAUACCAUAAGGCAGACUCCAGUCCGAUCAGAGCCUAGUGAUAUGCAGUUUUCAACAAUGAAGACUGACGACAGAAACUCUGCUUCUGAAAGCACAAUAAGUGUGGUGGUUGGCAAGAAAACUUUAUUUCUUUUCAAUCUAAAUGAUCCAGAUAGCCCAAUUGAUCUAGAAUUUCAGCACCGCUAUGGCAGCAUUGUUUGUUACAGUUGGUACGGAGAUGGUUAUAUAAUGAUUGGUUUCUCACGGGGAAUUUUUGUUGUCAUUUCGACUCAUAUUCGAGAAAUUGGUCAAGAGAUCUUUCAGGCUCGAAACCACAAAGAUAACUUAAGUAGUAUUGCAAUAUCACAGUCCCUUAACAAAGCUGCUACAUGUGGGGACAACUGCAUUAAAAUCCAUGACCUCUCAGAACUAAAAGAAAUGUAUGCUAUAAUAAACCUGGAUGAUGAAAAUAAAGGGUUGGGUAGUCUAUCUUGGACAGAUGAUGGCCAGUUGUUGGCAGUAUCUACUCAAAGAGGCUCACUCCAUGUUUUCCUGACCAAACUUCCUGUUCUUGGGGACAACUGCAGCACACGGAUUGCGUAUCUCACCUCGCUCCUUGAAGUAACAGUAGCCAACCCUGUUGAAGGAGAGCUACCCAUCACAGUUUCUGUUGAAGUGGAGCCCAACUUCUUAGCUAUAGGUCUUUAUCAUCUGGCUGUGGGAAUGAACAAUCGAGCUUGGUUCUAUGCACUUAGAGAGGAUAUUGUGAAAAAAUUAAAAGAUGUUGAGUAUCUGGGAACAGUAGCUAGUAUGUGCCUUCAUUCUGACUAUGCUGCUGUACUUUUUGAGGGCAAAAUACAGUUACACAUGAUAGAAAGUGAAAUUUUGGAUGCUGAAGAACGUGAGACUCGACUUUUUCCAGAGGUAGAUGACAAAUGCCGAAUUUUAUGCCAUGCUUUAACUGGAGAUUUCCUGAUUUAUGGUACAGAUACUGGCGUUAUUAGGUAUUUCUUUAUUGAAGACUGGCAAUAUGUGAAUGAAUAUCGACAUCCUGUCAGUGUGAAAAAAAUUUUUCCUGAUCCUAAUGGGACAAAAUUGGUUUUCAUUGAUGAAAAAAGUGAAGGAUUUGUCUACUGUCCUGUUAAUGAUAUCACCUAUGAAAUUCCAAAUUUCUCGCCAACUAUUAAAGGUGUUCUUUGGGAAAACUGGCCAUUGGAUAAAGGUGUAUUUAUUGCCUAUGAUGAUGACAAGGUGUAUACAUUUGUCUUUCAUAAGGAUACUAUACAAGGUUCCAGGGUAAUUUUGGCAGGUGGUACCAAAGUUCCAUUUUCUCAGAAACCAUUGCUGUUAUAUAAUGGAGAAUUAACGUGCCAGACACAGAGCGGAAAAACCAACAAUAUCUACCUUAACACCCAUAACUUCCUUGGCAGUUUAAAAGAUCCUGAGCCCAAUGAGCUGAAACAAAUGCUGACACAGGCUUUAAUGCUAAAAAGGUUUUCUGAUGCAUGGGAAUUGUGCAAAAUCCUCAAUGAUCAAGAUACUUGGAAUGAACUUGCCAGAGCCUGCCUACAUCACAUGGAAGUGGAGUUUGCAAUCCGAGUUUAUCGUACAAUUGGAAAUGUUGGAAUGGUGAUGUCUCUAGAACAAGUAAAGGGAAUAGAAGACCAUAACCUUUUAGCAGGACAUCUUGCCAUGUUUACAAGUGAUUUCAGUCUGGCUCAGGAUCUUUAUUUGUCAUCUAUCUAUCCCUCUGCUGCCCUGGAGAUGAGACGAGAUUUGCAGCAUUGGGACAGUGCACUACAGCUUGCUAAACGUCUGGCCCCAGAACAAAUCCCAUUCAUAUCAAAGGAGUAUGCUAUUCAGCUUGAGUUCAUGGGUGAUUAUGUAAAUGCUUUGGCUCAUUAUGAGAAAGGAAUAACAGGUGAUAAUAAGCACCUAGAACAUGAUGAAGCCUGUCUAGCUGGAGUGGCUCAGAUGUCUAUUAGAAUGGGAGAUAUUCGACGAGGGGUUAACCAAGCCAUCAAGCAUCCAAGUCGACUCCUAAAAAGGGAUUGUGGUGCUAUUCUGGAAAAUAUGAAGCAGUUCUCAGAAGCAGCCCAGCUGUAUGAAAAGGGGCAGUACUAUGACAAAGCAGCAUCUGUUUACAUUCGCUGUAAAAACUGGGCAAAGGUUGGUGAGCUUCUACCUAAUGUUUCUUCUCCUAAGAUCCAUCUACAGUAUGCCAAAGCUAAAGAAGCAGAUGGAAGAUAUAAAGAAGCUGUUCUUGCUUAUGAGAAUGCAAAACAAUGGAACAGUGUAAUCCGUAUCUACUUGGAUCACCUUAAUAAUCCUGAAAAAGCUGUUCGAAUUGUCAGAGAAACACGGUCUCUUGAUGGAGCCAAAAUGGUAGCCAGAUUCUUUCUUCAAUUGGGUGACUAUGGCUCUGCUAUCCAGUUUCUUGUUAUGUCCAAAUGUAAUCAUGAAGCUUUUACCCUAGCCCAGCAGCACAAUCAGAUGGAGAUCUAUGCAGAUAUCAUUGGUUCUACAGACACUACUAAUGAAGACUAUCAGAGCAUUGCAGUAUACUUUGAAGGAGAAAAGAAGCAUCUUCAAGCUGGAAAAUUCUUCUUCUUAUGUGGCCAAUAUGCACGGGCACUUAAACAUUUUUUGAAAUGUCCAAGCUCAGAAGAUAAUAUGGCAGUAGAAAUGGCGAUUGAAACAGUUGGGCAUGCUAAGGAUGAAGUUUUAACUAAUCAGUUAAUAGACUAUCUGCUGGGUGAGAGUGAUGGUAUGCCUAAGGAUGCCAAAUAUCUGUUCCGCUUGUACAUGGCUCUAAAACAAUACAGAGAAGCCGCUAGGACUGCUAUUAUAAUUGCCAGAGAAGAACAAUCUGCGGGAAACUAUCGAAAUGCACAUGAUGUUCUCUUCAGUAUGUAUGCAGAAUUAAAAACCCAGAAAAUCAAAAUUCCUUCUGAGAUGGCUACCAAUCUUAUGAUUCUGCACAGCUAUAUAUUAGUGAAGAUUCAUGUUAAAAGUGGAGAUCAUAUGAAGGGAGCACGAAUGCUUAUUCGUGUGGCCAACAACAUUAGCAAAUUCCCAUCACACAUUGUACCUAUCUUGACUUCUACAGUGAUAGAGUGUCACAGAGCAGGGCUGAAAAACUCUGCUUUCAGUUUUGCGGCUAUGUUGAUGAGACCCGAGUAUCGCAAUAAAAUAGAUAUCAAAUAUAAAAAGAAAAUUGAGGCAAUGGUGAGGAGACCUGACACAUCAGAAAUAGAAGAGAUUUCAACACCAUGUCCAUUUUGUGAAUUUCUGCUCCCCGAGUCUGAACUACUCUGCCCUGGAUGCAAAAAUAAUAUCCCAUACUGCAUUGCCACUGGUCGGCAUAUGUUAAAAGAUGACUGGACUGUAUGUCCACAUUGUGACUUCCCUGCUUUAUACUCCGAAUUUAAAAGCAUGCUAACUACAGAAAACACAUGUCCUAUGUGUUCAGAAAGGUUAACCAGUGAUCAGCUUCAAAAAAUAACAGAUUUUACAACAUACCCCAGAGGAGAAGAGGAGCAAUGAAUACAUCCAGGUGCUAAAGUGGCCCAAUUAGUCAUCAAGUACACACAACCCCAAGAUAACAGAAAAACACUUAGAAUGGGAAAAGUCUGAAGAGUAUUCCAAGUGGAAGAUGUGUGAUGACUAUAUAGUAAUAACAGAAUUUUUUCAACAUCUUUCACAGUGAGGACUGUCCUUCAAAAUGGUCAUCUUGAGUGACUAUCCUCUUCAGUAGUGAUGCCAUUAUUCAAAACAUUUUUGGAAUUCUUUAUUUCAAACUGCCAUUAGUCAGUUUAUGAACCAUCCAAGAAAAUCAGUCUCUCCAUUUUUUCAGUUUAAUUCAACAAAUUUUAUUAAGGCCCUGCUAUAUAUGCAAAGCACUGUGCUUAAGCACUGACUUUAUGAAAAAUAGUAAACCUGACAUUUGUGUAGCAUUUUAAUAUUUAUAACAUAGUCAUUUGAUCCUAUAAGGUAAGCGCUACAUAUUACCCAUUCUACAAAUGAGGGUACCGAGGCCCAAAGGUUAACUGAUUACCCUAUGGCCAUGGAACUCCUAAGUGUCAGAGGUGGUAUUUGAACCCAUGUCUCUCUUGACUCCAAGUUCAGCACUGUAUCAUGCUGUCUCAUGAUCAUGAAUUCAAUUCAGUAAGCACAAGUAAGCACCUACUAAGUGCAAGCUAUCUGCUAAGCCAGGGGGGAUAGGAAGACAAAACCUGCUUCCAACCCUCAAGAAGCAUACAUUAUCUUGAGGGCUAUAACAUGAACACAAAUGCAAGACAGCAGUAACUGAGACAGGCAAGGAACACUUCAUGACGACCUAAGUGCCCCAGCUAAGCCUUGAAGAAAAACAAGUAUUCUGGAAGACUUCGAUAAUGCAAAUGCCCAGCAUGGUACCCUUCACAUGGUGGGGUCUUAAGUGCUUACUGAAUUAACUUUUAUGAUUCGUAGAUUGGCUCUGAAGGCAGUUUCAAGAAUGGUAAAAAUAUUCUGAAUAAAAGCAACCUUAAACUCUUUACAACCCUAAAUUAUUUAGUGAUUAUCAUCUCUAGAAUGUAAGCUCACGAGGGCAGUGACUCUCAUUUUAUUGUGUCUAUCCCCAGUGCUUUGCACAUAGCAGGUACUUAAAAGACACAAUUUCAUUGAAUUAAAUUAGGAUUGUACAGUAGUAUGUACUCCUUAAGACUGGUGGUUGCUCAAAUCCGGCCUCAGACCAAACACUUGACAUGUACUAGGCUGUAUGACCAUGGGCAAGUCACUUAACCCCCAUUGCCUCACUAAAAAAAAGCCCCCCCCCAAAAAAAAAAAGACUGGUGGUUGCCUAAAACCCCUGAAAAUGAUACUACUGUUAAAGGUUCAGAAACUGCUAAAGAAUACAGUAUAGCUAAUGUUCAUGUAGAGAACCCAAUUCCACUAUCAGCAAGUAAUACAGAAAUUAAACCAAAGGUUCUCAUAUGGGAACCAUCGACUUUUUUCUUUUUUAUGUCUUAUGAACUGUAUUUCCAUGUAAUUGGUUUCUUUUUUAAGUACUUAUAUUUUAUGAAUUUAAAAACAUUCUGAGAAGGGAUUCAUGGGCUUCCCAGUCAGACAAAGGGGUCUGACAGAAAACAAGGUUAAGAUUCCCUGAACUAAACAUUCCACAUGUAUUAGGUGGCACUGAAUCAAGUUAGAAAUAUGCCUGUUUUGUCUCAUAGGAAUAAUCUCAACUACACAAAUAUACAUAUCAGCUUUUUCCUAAUUAGGUGUCCUUCCUUGGUCCAGCAUUUCUUAAGUUCCCAUGACUAGAAGGUCUGCAAAGAGAGACUAGACAACCAUUUUUUGUCAGCAAGUGAGGGAGGGAGAUUGAUGCUCAUCUGUCCUCCCCCAACCCCUCCAAACUUUUUCUUGUAUUAAUUUGUUUAGUAAUACUUUCUUCAUAAGUAAUUUAGAGGAAUUGGAUCCUGCCUAAAUUGAAUUAUCUCAAGUUAUAAAUUUGUGAUAUUCAAACUUUUGUUUUUAUUAUUCUUUAAAGAAAAGAAGAUCACACUUUCUUGAAGUCUCCUUAUUCAAGAAGCAGUUGCCCCAAGAAAUGUUUGGCUUUCUUAAUAGAAAUAGUUUUAUGGUGUGCUUCAGUAAUUCACUGAAGAAUGCAACUCAACAUCCCUUAAAAGCAGCUGUUUUCAACCCUGUCCUACUCACUACUAACAAUACUUUCCUCUUUUUUUUUUUUUUUACCUUUUUUACCUUUACCUUUUUUGUACCUUUAUGACUUCCUACCUAUAUUACCUGGGCCUUUCCUGACACAAGAUUCAGCUAGCAGAAUGUCUAUUGGAUUGUGCUUCAUUCACUUUGUUGCACAGUGACCAGAACCUUACCAUAGUCAUUUUCCAACUGAGACGAAAGAAAUGGAAGCAAGUAUAAAUAAUAUUAUGGCUGUUAAGUGUUUAGCUUUAUUUCCUAGCAAAUAUUUGCAUUUGCUUUAUUCUCUCCUUCCACCACAAUCACAUGGUGGAAAAUUUAAAGAUUUAACAGAUAUUAGAAGCUAGAUCGUAUUCCCAGGGUAAUUGAAAUGUCUCUCAAGAGGCUUUGUGAACAGUCUUUCCUGGAAACAGUAAGAAAGCUGACAUCUCAAGGUCCCUUCUUGCAUUCUUCAUAUUUUUUUUAUUAUCCUUCACUCUUCCUUCUAUCCUUACUCUUCACUCCGUGAGUUUUUUUCACUCAAUUCUGUCUCCUAUAUUGUGAUUUAUAAACAUUUACAUUUUGAUAUUUUUAUGUCUUGAAAUAUAGACUUUAAAAUUAAAUUCAUGAGUGGAUAUUUGAAAUUUAUCUCUUUUUAUUCUGUGACCUCUAAAGGGAAGCACAUCAUCAGGUUUGUGAAGUAUAAAUUAUUACAGUGAUUAAAGAGUAGUUAGCAAUAAGA
This is a messenger RNA of Phascolarctos cinereus (koala), 7084 nucleotides long. RefSeq names its product WD repeat domain 19 (gene WDR19). Gene Ontology annotation, biological process: intraciliary retrograde transport; cilium assembly. Gene Ontology annotation, molecular function: protein binding. The record is from RefSeq and is a predicted model, not a curated record. Gene Ontology annotation, cellular component: intraciliary transport particle A; cilium. NCBI's taxonomy places the organism in Eukaryota, Metazoa, Chordata, Mammalia, Diprotodontia, Phascolarctidae.